AUGGAUGGAAACAGCAACCACGGCAAGCGACACCAGUGCUGGCGACCAGCAAGGCAUCGUUGCUUGCGAAGCAAUGGAUGGAAACAGCAACCACGGCAAGCGACACCUGCUGGCGACCAGCAAGGCAUCGUUGCUUGCGAGGCAAUGGAUGGAAACAGCAACCACGGCAAAGCGACACCAGUGCUGGCGACCAGCAAGGCAUCGUUGCUUGCGAGGCAAUGGAUGGAAACAGCAACCACGGCAAGCGACACCAGUGCUGGCGACCAGCAAGGCAUCGUUGCUUGCGAGGCAAUGGAUGGAAACAGCAACCACGGCAAGCGACACCAGUGCUGGCGACCAGCAAGGCAUCGUUGCUUGCGAGGCAAUGGAUGGAAACAGCAACCACGGCAAGCGACACCAGUGCUGGCGACCAGCAAGGCAUCGUUGCUUGCGAGCAAUGGAUGGAAACAGCAACCACGGCAAGCGACACCAGUGCUGGCGACCAGCAAGGCAUCGUUGCACGCGAAGCAAUGGAUGGAAACAGCAACCACGGCAAGCGACACCAGCGCUGGCGACCAAGCAAGGCAUCGUUGCUUGCGAGGCAAUGGAUGGAAACAGCAACCACGGCAAGCGACACCAGUGCUGGCGACCAGCAAGGCAUCGUUGCUUGCGAGGCAAUGGAUGGAAACAGCAACCACGGCAAGCGACACCAGUGCUGGCGACCAGCAAGGCAUCGUUGCUUGCGAGCAAUGGAUGGAAACAGCAACCACGGCAAGCGACACCAGUGCUGGCGACCAGCAAGGCAUCGUUGCUUGCGAGCAAUGGAUGGAAACAGCAACCACGGCAAGCGACACCAGUGCUGGCGACCAGCAAGGCAUCGUUGCUUGCGAGGCAAUGGAUGGAAACAGCAACCACGGCAAGCGACACCAGUGCUGGCGACCAGCAAGGCAUCGUUGCUUGCGAGGCAAUGGAUGGAAACAGCAACCACGGCAAGCGACACCAGUGCUGGCGACCAGCAAGGCAUCGUUGCACGCGAAGCAAUGGAUGGAAACAGCAACCACGGCAAGCGACACCAGUGCUGGCGACCAGCAAGGCAUCGUUGCUUGCGAGGCAAUGGAUGGAAACAGCAACCACGGCAAGCGACACCAGUGCUGGCGACCAGCAAGGCAUCGUUGCUUGCGAGGCAAUGGAUGGAAACAGCAACCACGGCAAGCGACACCAGUGCUGGCGACCAGCAAGGCAUCGUUGCUUGCGAGCAAUGGAUGGAAACAGCAACCACGGCAAGCGACACCAGUGCUGGCGACCAGCAAGGCAUCGUUGCACGCGAAGCAAUGGAUGGAAACAGCAACCACGGCAAGCGACACCAGUGCUGGCGACCAGCAAGGCAUCGUUGCUUGCGAGGCAAUGGAUGGAAACAGCAACCACGGCAAGCGACACCAGUGCUGGCGACCAGCAAGGCAUCGUUGCACGCGAAGCAAUGGAUGGAAACAGCAACCACGGCAAGCGACACCAGUGCUGGCGACCAGCAAGGCAUCGUUGCUUGCGAGCAAUGGAUGGAAACAGCAACCACGGCAAGCGACACCAGUGCUGGCGACCAGCAAGGCAUCGUUGCUUGCGAGCAAUGGAUGGAAACAGCAACCACGGCAAGCGACACCAGUGCUGGCGACCAGCAAGGCAUCGUUGCUUGCGAGGCAAUGGAUGGAAACAGCAACCACGGCAAGCGACACCAGUGCUGGCGACCAGCAAGGCAUCGUUGCUUGCGAGCAAUGGAUGGAAACAGCAACCACGGCAAGCGACACCAGUGCUGGCGACCAGCAAGGCAUCGUUGCUUGCGAGCCAAUGGAUGGAAACAGCAACCACGGCAAGCGACACCAGUGCUGGCGACCAGCAAGGCAUCGUUGCUUGCGAGGCAAUGGAUGGAAACAGCAACCACGGCAAGCGACACCAGUGCUGGCGACCAGCAAGGCAUCGUUGCUUGCGAGGCAAUGGAUGGAAACAGCAACCACGGCAAGCGACACCAGUGCUGGCGACCAGCAAGGCAUCGUUGCUUGCAAGCAAUGGAUGGAAACAGCAACCACGGCAAGCGACACCAGUGCUGGCGACCAGCAAGGCAUCGUUGCACGGAAGCAAUGGAUGGAAACAGCAACCACGGCAAGCGACACCAGUGCUGGCGACCAGCAAGGCAUCGUUGCUUGCGAGCAAUGGAUGGAAACAGCAACCACGGCAAGCGACACCACAACCACGGCAAGCGACACCAGUGCUGGCGACCAGCAAGGCAUCGUUGCACUUGCGAGCAAUGGAUGGAAACAGCAACCACGGCAAGCGACACCAGUGCUGGCGACCAGCAAGGCAUCGUUGCACGCGAAGCAAUGGAUGGAAACAGCAACCACGGCAAGCGACACCAGUGCUGGCGACCAGCAAGGCAUCGUUGCUUGCGAGCAAUGGAUGGAAACAGCAACCACGGCAAGCGACACCAGUGCUGGCGACCAGCAAGGCAUCGUUGCACGGAAGCAAUGGAUGGAAACAGCAACCACGGCAAGCGACACCAGUGCUGGCGACCAGCAAGGCAUCGUUGCACGGCGAAGCAAUGGAUGGAAACAGCAACCACGGCAAGCGACACCAGUGCUGGCGACCAGCAAGGCAUCGUUGCUUGCGAAGCAAUGGAUGGAAACAGCAACCACGGCAAGCGACACCAGUGCUGGCGACCAGCAAGGCAUCGUUGCACGCAAGCAAUGGAUGGAAACAGCAACCACGGCAAGCGACACCAGUGCUGGCGACCAGCAAGGCAUCGUUGCUUGCGAGCAAUGGAUGGAAACAGCAACCACGGCAAGCGACACCAGUGCUGGCGACCAGCAAGGCAUCGUUGCUUGCGAGCAAUGGAUGGAAACAGCAACCACGGCAAGCGACACCAGUGCUGGCGACCAGCAAGGCAUCGUUGCUUGCGAGGCAAUGGAUGGAAACAGCAACCACGGCAAGCGACACUAG
This is a messenger RNA of Ostertagia ostertagi, 2964 nucleotides long. The record is from the annotation of a GenBank genome assembly. Lineage: Eukaryota; Metazoa; Nematoda; Chromadorea; Rhabditida; Trichostrongylidae.